GGGGAAGGCGGGGAAAGAGAGGACGGGGGGGGGGGCAAUCCCGGUGAGAGGGGACCGAGUCAGGUGCUGCCGGCAACUCCAGGACCACACAGCCAAACGUUCAUGUGAAGAUUUGACCCAGAGUGACUGGAGAUCUCUCCUGAGGAGGAAGACUUAGGACUGUCGCAAUUUAAAAAGACAGUAUGAUCCCGGUGGCCGAAUUCAAGCACUUCACAGACCAGCAGCCUGCUUUCAAGGUUCUUAAGCCAUGGUGGGAUGUAUUGGCUGAGUACAUCACCAUUGCCAUGCUGAUGAUAGGCGUUUUUGGUUGCACUCUGCAAGUGAUACAUGAUAAGAUUAUCUGCCUUCCCAACCAUGUUCCCAAUGGCACAGCCUCCACUGAUGUAACCUGUGAAGAUUUCACCAAGAGGAGAAUCAACGCCUCUCAACCAAUGGAAAGCCCUGCCUACCAGGUAAUGAGUGGACGACGAAACAACCUGGAUCUGCAACAGUACAGCUAUAUCAACCAGAUGUGCUAUGAGUCAGCCCUUCAUUGGUAUGCCAAGUACUUCCCUUACCUUGUCGUCAUCCACACCCUUAUCUUCAUGGUGUGUGCCUCAUUUUGGUUCAAAUUUCCUGGGACCAGUUCAAAGAUUGAACAUUUUAUCUCCAUUCUGAGCAAGUGCUUUGACUCACCCUGGACUACUCGAGCCAUCUCAGAAGUCUCUGAGGAGGAGAAUGGAACUUCAGAGCAAAUGGGUCGGAGAAAGAAAAUUAGUGUUUCCAGUGAGGCAACAGAGCUUUCCCCCUUGAAGGGCUCUAUUUCAGAGAAGAAGGUUACCGAGUCCCCCUCCUCAAUAAGCUUGUUGGACAAAAAGGAAGGUGAGCAGGCCAAGGCUCUCUUUGAAAAGGUGAAGAAGUUCCGACUCCACGUCGAACAAGGAGACAUCCUUUACACCAUGUACAUCCGCCAAACUAUUCUCAAAGUCUGCAAGUUUUUAGUCAUCACUGUCUACAAUGCAAUCCUGGUUCCCAACAUUAGCUUCAUUGUGCCAUGCAGUAUCAAGAUGGAGGAUAUGACAGGCUAUGAGCAUUUCUGUUGCAAUCACACCAAAGCCCAUCUGUUCUCUAAGCUGGCAAUCUGCUACAUCUGCUUCCUUGGUAUCUAUGGCAUGACUUGUCUCUACACACUCUACUGGCUCUUUCACCGACCACUCAAAGAGUACUCUUUUGACUUUGUACGUGAGGAGACAGGCAUCUGGGACAUCCCUGAUGUCAAGAAUGACUUUGCCUUCAUGCUCCACCUCAUCGACCAGUACGAUUCCCUGUAUUCCAAGCGCUUUGCUGUAUUCCUCUCUGAGGCCAGUGAGUUCAAGCUGAAACAACUCAACCUCAGCCAUGAGUGGACGAUAGAGAAGCUGCGACAGAAGCUACAGAAGAAUGUGCAUGACCGGCUGGAGCUCCAUCUCUUCAUGUUGCCUGGAUUGCCUGAUACUACUUUUGAGCUGACUGAGGUGCAGGCCCUGAAGCUCGAGCUCCUCAAAGAUUUUACUUUCCCAAACUCUGUGACUCAGUUGGUCAACCUUCAGGAGCUUGCGUUGAUUAACAGUCCCGUUAAGCUGAAUUUCACAUCUUUGAUGUUUUUCCGUGAACACCUGAAAGUGAUGCUUGUCAAGUUUGAUGAUAUAAAAGAUAUACCAGUAUGGACUUACAACCUGAGGGGAUUGGAAGAGUUGCACAUUAUGGGACACUUUAACCCAGAGAUGAACCGGGCGGGGAAUCUAGAAUGCAUGCGUGAACUAAGGAGCCUGAAGGUCCUGACACUGCAUAGCAACAUGUCCAAAUUGCCACCCAGUGUGGCUGAUCUGGCUACUCAUUUGCAAAAGCUCAGGAUCCACAAUGAUGGGACUAAGCUGGUGACCCUGAACACCCUCAAGAAACUCUUCAAUGUACAGGAAUUGAAGCUGAUAAACUGUAGCUUGGACCGCAUCCCCCAUGCUGUCUUCAGUCUGGUCAACCUGCAAGAGUUAGACCUGAGGGACAACCAACUGUAUACUAUUGAAGAGGUCCUGAGCUUCCAGCAUUGCCGCAAGUUGACAUGCCUCAGACUUUGGCACAACCACAUUGCCAGCAUCCCUGACCAUAUACGCAAGCUGAAGUCCUUAGAGCAGCUUGACCUUAGCCACAACCGGAUCGAGGCCCUCCCUGCUCAGCUGUUCUUGUGCACCAAGCUGAACUAUUUGGACCUCUCCCACAAUAACAUCCAGGUCAUUCCUCCUGGGAUGGGAGUUUUACAAAGCCUCCAGUAUUUUUCCAUUUCACACAACUUUUUAGAGGUGCUGCCUGCUGAAGUCUUCUUCUGCAAAAGGCUCAAGGUUCUCAAACUUGGGCACAACAAACUGCGGCACCUCUCUGACCGCAUCAGCUGGCUGCCUUUGCUCUCCAGGCUGGAGCUGAAGGGAAACAACCUGGAUAUCCUGCCCCGGGAAAUUGGCCAGUGCACAGCCCUCAAGCGUAAUGGCCUUGUGGUGGAGAACACCCUUUAUGAGACAUUGCCUUUAGAAAUUAGGGAGAAAAUGGAGAAAGAAUGAUGGGGAAAAUCGCAGGCGAGAUAAGGAAGGUGGGUGGAAACCUCUCAAGUGUUGACCACACUGUUAUGGCACAUGGAGAGAUCUGGCUGAGUCUGGUGCCCAUGUGUUCUAAUUUAGAGAGUGUCCCACUCUCCCCCCCCCCCCCCCCCCC
Anolis sagrei ordinatus is the source of this 2721-nucleotide messenger RNA. Its product is annotated as volume-regulated anion channel subunit LRRC8E-like. The record is from RefSeq and is a predicted model, not a curated record. Gene Ontology annotation, molecular function: protein binding. NCBI's taxonomy places the organism in Eukaryota, Metazoa, Chordata, Lepidosauria, Squamata, Anolidae.